Serendipita indica DSM 11827 is the source of this 789-nucleotide messenger RNA. NCBI's taxonomy places the organism in Eukaryota, Fungi, Basidiomycota, Agaricomycetes, Sebacinales, Serendipitaceae. The record is from the annotation of a GenBank genome assembly.
AUGGCUGAAAAGCUACUCCUCUCGACCAAGGAUUCACCACAAACUGAGCAGGAGAAGUUGGAAAUGCAGAACGUACCCUAUCGAGAGGCCCUUGGAAAGCUCAUUUACAUCGCAACUGCCACUCGACCAGACAUCUCAUACUCUGUGGGGGUGCUCUGUCGGUUCAGCGAGAAUCCUGGACGAGCACACUGGCUAGCUCUCAAACGGGUACUGCGAUAUCUCCGCAAAACAACAAACUACAAGCUCACCUACGGCCUCGAACCCGACUCCGAACUGUUCACGACGCAUAGUGAUGCCGAUCUGGGUGGAAACGCCGAUAAUACCCGCUCGACAGCCGGUUUUGUCAUGUCAAUUGGUGGUGGCGCUGUAAUGUGGAGUAGCCGACUCCAGCGCCACACAUCACUAUCAUCAACAGAGUCGGAGUAUACAACAACCUCCGCCACCGGGUGCGAAAUAAUCUGGAUGCGGUCAUUCCUCGAUGAAAUUGGCUACCACAUUGCGUCCUAUCCAUCCACCCUAUUUGUUGACAACGCCUCUGCCAUCCAAGUUGCCAAGAACCCAGAAAAUCAGUCCACCAUGAAGCAUGUUCACCGUAGCUUCAACUGGAUUCGCGAGAGAGUUGCCAAUAAUGAAAUCCGGGUCGCUCAUGUCCCUGGAGCCGUCAAUGUUGCCGACGUCUUCACCAAACCACUAGGCCGCAUCAAGUUCGAGCAGUUUGUCAAAAACCCUCGGUCUGAUUCCUCAUCCACAUGCCCGUACUCAGUCCAUGCGCUAAGUCACAGGACUUAG